UGCACGUGCAUUACAUUAAUGUGUCAUUUAGACUGUUCAUGAUCAACACUUGAGACGGAAACACAAAGAUGGCGCACCAGAUGUACGUAUUUGUCGUGUGUGCUUGUUUUCUCGGAUUUUCGGCUGCCCUGGGCGGUCCCCGUUUCAGAACAGGGGGUCUUUCUACCGACGCUCUGCCUGUGGACGCUGGAGCCCGAGAGGUUGUGAAUAGUGUGAAGGACGACAUUGUGGCACGUUUACCUGCUGAAGAGGCGGGGACCGGGAUAUUUGAGCCAAUUUCAUACAAAACGCAAGUAGUUGCUGGGACCAACUACUUUGUGAAGAUCAAGACGGCUGCUGAUCGCUAUAUCCACGCUCGUAUUUACCGUCAUUUCUCCGGAAGUACCUCUCUGUCCGACGUCCAGACAGGGAAAACCCUAGAGGACGAAAUCAUGUACUUCUAGAUGUACACACCGGCUGAUCGGUGUUUUAAAAGUUAUACACUCUCAAUAAAACUCAUUUUGAUCCUUGUUUACAAAUCAUAAGCAUUUAAUUAAAAUAAUUAUAUUUUCGGCUAAUAAAUGUUUU
Molecule: messenger RNA, 567 nt
Organism: Magallana angulata
Lineage: Eukaryota; Metazoa; Mollusca; Bivalvia; Ostreida; Ostreidae
Product: cystatin-A2-like
Exons: 4
Coding region: 69-443 (124 amino acids)
Cellular component (GO): cytosol
Molecular function (GO): cysteine-type endopeptidase inhibitor activity
Source: RefSeq, a predicted model, not a curated record